AUGGAGCAGCAGCAGCAGCAGCAGCAGCACAGGCAGCACCAGGUCAAGCAGGCCACGGUGCUGCUGCAGCAGCUCCACAGGCAGCAGCAGGAGCUGCUGCAGCAGCAGCAACAGCUGCUGCAGCAGCAGCGCCAGCAGCAACAGCAACACAAACCCCACCAGCUGCAGCACCUCGAAUACGUUCUACAAAGCUGCCGCAACCUGGAGCAAGAACUGCAGCAGCUGCUGCAGCAGUGGCAGGGCAGCAGCAGCAGCAGCAGCAGCAGCAGCAGCAGCAGCAGCUGUGCCCUGGACAGCGCAGCAGCUACAGAAGCUGCUGCCAGCUGCCCGCUCUCUCCGGUCUCCACCACUGCGCCUACGUCGAUUUGUGAGCCGCUUGCUUCUGACCAGCAGCAGCAACAGCAGCAGCAACAACAGCAGCAACAGCAGCUGCAACAGCAGCAGCAACAGCAGCAGCAACAGCAGCAACAGCAGCAGAAAGGAGACGCAGAAGGCUUGAGCCUCGCGCAAGAUGAGGAGUUGCAGCAGCAGCAAGAACCUGAGGAUAUGGGCGUUCGGUCGCUGGAGGACUUUGUCGGCUUCGACUGCGUGGAGACAACUAAAGAGGCAGCACGAGGGCGGGCUGCUGCUGCCGCUGCAGCAGCAGACUCAGCCAAAGCAGCAGCAGAAGGAGAUACGGUGAAGGCAGCAACAGCAGCAGCAGCUGCUGCUGCUGCUCGAGCAGAAGCAGCAGCAGCAGCAGCAGCAGCAGCUGAGCAGGCGACUGCCGAAGCAGCAAAACUGCUGCCCGUUGCUGCAGCUCAGGGCGUUCGUGCUGCUGAGGCAUCCGCAGCAGCAGCAGCAGCAAUGACAGCAGCAGCAGCUGCAGCAGCAGCAGCAGCAGCAGAGCAGGCGGACGAAGUAGCACGGGCCCAGGCGGGUGCAGCAGAAGCGGCAGCAGAAACAGCAGCAGCAGCAGCAGCAGCAGCAGCAGACAGCAGCGAUGAUGAUACCAACAACUUCAGCAGCGACAGCGAUUCAGAACCAGGGGUGCAGGACUGGAUGAGCAGCAGCAGCAGCAGCAGCAGCAGCAGCAGCAGCAAUUCAGACUAUGAGCAGCAGCAGCAGCAGCAGAACAGCAGCAGCAGCAGCAGCAAACGUUCCUUCCUUAGGCGGAGAAAACACAUGCGGAAGAAGCAUGCUGCUGCUGCUUGGUUUGCUGCUGGCAGCGGCAGCAGCGACGACGAGCUGCUGCUGCACCCGCAGCAGCAGCAGCAGCAGCAGCAGCAGCAGCAGCAGCACCGUCUCAUGCAGCUGCCGCAAACCCUCCUUGCUUCUAGCGAAGCCGUUACUGACCAAAUUCUCUCCGACAUGAAUUGCUCCGGGGAAGCCUCGCUGGGGCCAUCGGAUCUGCGGGUGCUGCCUGCUGCUGCACCGCAGCAGCUGCAGCAGCAGAGCAGCAGCAGCAGACUGGAGGCGAUGCUGCAGCACAGCAGCUACAGGCCCCCUCCUGCUUCUCCCUUGGCUGUGUGUCUGCCUGAGCAGCCGCUGCAGCAAACAGCAGCAGCAGCAGCAGCAGCAGCAGCAGCAGCAGAAGCAGAAGCGGUUUCGCCUCCGCUGCUGUCGGCUGCCUCCCUCACCUCAGCCCCUGUGGGGCAGCUUCCAGAAAACCAGCAGCAGCAGCAGCAGCAGCAGCAGCAGCAGCAGCAGCAGCGACAGCAGCAGCAGGGCGUGAGGGGUCGGUCCAGCGCGCAAGCAGCCAUCGGCAUUUCCCAGCAACAGCAGCAGCAGCAGCAGCAGCAGCAGCAGCGCAUGCACCGACGGCACACUGUUGCUGCAGGCUUUGAACCCAGCUGGCAACAGCAGCAGCAGCAGCAACAGCAGCAACAGCAGCCGCAGCAAGAAGAGGAAGAAGAAGGGCCUUACUUCCUGCUGCAGGGACAAGAAACCCUCUCGUUCCCUCAAGGAAUGCAGCAGCAGCAGCAGCAGCAGCAGCAGCAGCAUCUGUCGGACACAGAGGCACUUUCCACGAAAUAUACAGCAGCAGCAGCAGCAGCAGCAGCAACAGCAACAACUGCAACAAGCAGCACGUCAGCAGCACCGACAGUAGAGACAGGAAGGAAGAAGAACCGCCGCAGGAAGCGGCGCAGCAGCAGCAGCAGCAGCAGCAGGAGCAGCAGCAGCAGCGACUCUGGGGAGAAGCGGCUGCUGCGGCAGCAGCUGCAGCAGAUGCAGCAAACCAUCCUGCAGACUCAGCAAAUGCUGCAGCAGCAGCAGCAGCUGCUGCUGGCCCUGGAACAGCGCAUGCAAGAACGCAACAGUGCCGACCACACCCACGAGUCUCAUGCUGCUGCUGCUGCUGCUGCUGCUGUUGCUGCUGCUGCUGACGCUGCAGCAGCCCGGAAGCAGCAAGAGAGACGUGGGCACAAGACUUCCCGGAUUAAGCGGCAGCAGCAGAGCGAUGAGGAGCAGCAGCUGCUGCAGCAGCAACAACAGCAGCUGCUGCAGCAGCAAGAACAGCAGGAGCUGCAGCAGCAGCAGCAACAGCAGCAGCAGCAGCAGCAGCAAGUCGACGUCUGCCAUCCCAAGCGGGUGAAGCAGCAGCAGAGGCGGAGCUCUUCAGAUCCAGAGAAGAAGCAGUUGUAUGAAAACAGUACUUCUGCUGCUGCUGCUGCUGCUGCUGCUGCUGCUGACGCAGGAGAGUUGCUGCUGCAGCAAAGGGCCCUGAAGCGGGAGCAGCGGCAUAAGCGAAAGAUGGAGAAGCUGCAGCAGCAGCAGCAAGAGCAGCAACAGCAGGAGCAGCAGCAGCAAGAGCAGCAACAGCAAGAGCAGCAGCAGCAGCUUGAACACUUGCUACAAAUGAGGCGGCGCUGCAAGCAGCAGCAGCAGCAACAGCAACUCGAGAAGAUAAAGCAGCAGCAGCAGCAGCAGCAGCAGCAGCAGCAGCAGCAGGAACUGCUGCUGCCGUUUCCAGAAGCAACAGCGCCUGACGGCUGGCGUAUGUACAGCAGCGACGCUGAAGCGAGCAGCAGCAGCGAGGACCAAAGAGUGCCUGCAGCAGCAGCAGCAGCAGCAGCAGCAGCUGCUGCUGCAGCAGCUGCUGCUGCUGCUGCUGCUGCAGACAGUAUAUCAGUUGCUUCUUCAGCAGACACUCCAGCGUCGCCGUCGCUGAUGCUGGGAUCGUUCGAUCCCCACGCAGCAGCAGCAGCAGCAGCAGCAGCAGAGCAAGCUGCUGCUGCUGCUGCUGCUGCUGAAGUCUACUCAGAGACUGGAGAUUCUGAUGUCCAGCUGCUGCUGCUGCAGGAGGAGCAGCACGGUGAAGAUGCUGAGAGGGCGCUGCUGCUGCAGCAGCUGCAGCAGCAGCAGCAGCAGGGCGAAUGGACCUCUGAUUUGGAGCAGCAGUCAGCAGAUGAAGAGGAGGCAGCAGCAGCAGCAGCAACAGAUGAAGAAGAGGAAGCAGCAGCAGCAGCAGAUGAAGACGAGGAAGCAGCAGCAGCAGCAGAUGAGGAAGAGGAAGCAGCAGAAGCAGCAGAAGCAGCAGCAGCAGAUGAGGAAGACGAAGCAGCAGACGCAGCAGCAGCAGAUGAGGAAGAGGAAGCAGCAGAAGCAGCAGCAGCAGACGAGGAAGAGGAAGCAGCAGAAGCAGCAGCAACAGAUGAGGAAGCGGAAGCAGCAGAAGCAGCAGCAACAAGUGAAGAAGAGGAAGCAGCAGAAGCAGCAGCAACAGAAGCAGCAGCAGAAGCUCCAGAAGAUUCCAUGGAGGAGUUGCUGCCUUCUGAAUCGGCAGCAGCAGCAGCAGCAGCAGCAGCAGCAAAAGACCCUGCUGCUGCUGCGCAGAGCAGCAGCAGCUCUUCGAAGCGCCAAAAACGGCGCAACGCCCAUGCUGCAGUCUGGCAGCAGCAGCAGCAGCAGAUGUCGCUGCAGCAGCAAGAGGAGCAGCAGCAGGAAGAGCAGCAGCAGCAGAAGCUGCAGCAGCAGAAGCUGCAGCAGCAGAAGCUGCAGCAGCAGGAGUCAGAAGUCCCGCUGCAGAACACUGUUGUAAAAAGAAAGAAAAAGAAACUAGCAACAGUAGCUGCUGCUGCUGGAGCUGAUUCUGCUGCUGCUGCUGCUGCUGCUGCUGCUGCUGCUGCUCCUAAACAGAAGCAGCAGCGCCUACAGCGCCAUGAGAGUGUGCACGGCCCACUCAGCAGCAGCAGAAGGAAGCAGCAAAAGCUGCUGCUGCUGCUGCAGCAGCAGCAGCAGGAACGACCAAAGAAGAAGGCUGGUCGGUCAAGACUUAACUCAGAUGCUGCAGCAGCAGCAGCAGAAGCAGCAGCAGCAGCUGACGAGCCUCUGCAGCGCACUUGGGUGCAGCAGCAGCAGCAGCAGCAGCAGCACGAUGAGCAGCAGCAGCAGCAGCACGAACAGCAGCAGGAUUGUACCAAAGCCAAAAAGCAGCAGCAGCAGCAGAUCUCUCCACAGUUGAGGCAGAAGCAGCAGCAGCAGAAGCAGCAACUGCAGCAGCCGCUGCUGCUGCUGCACAUGCCCUGCCGCCUCGCCGGCGCAGCAGCAGCUGCGAAGAUGCAGCAGCAGCUGCUGCUGCUGCAGCAGCAAAGCAGCAGAAGAAAAAGAGGAAAAAGAAACACGCAAAGUACCUCGCAGAAUGAAACUGAAGCAGCAGCAACAGCAGCAGCAGCAGCAGCAGCAGCUGCUGCUGCUGCUGCUGCUGUCGCAGCUCAAUGUAAGCUCCUAAAUAGGAGCUGGAGUGACGGAAGUCAAAUCAAUGAAUUAAGGGCCUGCGUUUCAGGGUUUAGGGUUUAG
Eimeria necatrix is the source of this 4779-nucleotide messenger RNA. RefSeq lists its product as hypothetical. Bases 1 to 4779 code for a protein of 1592 amino acids. Lineage: Eukaryota; Apicomplexa; Conoidasida; Eucoccidiorida; Eimeriidae. The transcript has 6 exons. The record is from RefSeq and is a predicted model, not a curated record.